GCAAACCUGCACACACACACAUGCAUUGUUCUCGCUCCUCUCUCUGCCCUUCGGCGCCGGUAGCUAGCUAGCUCUUCUGUUCCGGCCAGGAAAGCAAGCGCUAGAGUAUACGCACGGAAGAAGAAGAAGGAGAAGAAAUAAUCCCUAGAAAGAGGAUAUCGAAGAUUCAAUGUGCAGCUGGACAUGGUUGGAAAAAGGUGAUUGUGCGCGAUGAGCCAGGCCAAAAUUAAGCACCGGUGCGCGAUGUGACUCCUAUAGGAGACGAGAACACUGAAGAUUGAUCUAAUUCGACUAACACACAUAGCUAUCGGCAAUGGAAGCUACGACAGUCGGGCAGCUACUUCUAUUGGUAUUGGUAGCUUACAGUGCACAUUAUGUCGUCAGUGGCAGAUCCUUAUAUGCAAAUGAGACAGAUCGGCUAUCGCUGCUUCAGUUCAAGGAUGCAAUCAGUCUGGAUCCACACCAGGCCUUCAUGUCCUGGAACAAUAGCAUCCACUUCUGUAAUUGGGAAGGUGUCUUGUGCAGGGUGAAGACUCUGCCACAUCGUGUCAGUUCUCUAAACCUUACAAGUCGAGGUUUGGUAGGACAGAUAUCUCCUUCACUUGGGAACCUAUCGUUCCUGCAUUCUCUAGCCCUGGUGGAAAACACACUCACCGGGGAGAUUCCACCCUCCCUCGGUCACCUGCGUUGUCUCCAAACCCUCCGCUUGAGAAAUAACAUGCUACAAGGAAGGAUACCGAGUUUUGCAAACUGCUCAAAGCUCAGGGUGCUGGAUGUUUCACACAACCAUCUAGUUGGCCAAUUUCCUACUGAGUUGCCUCCUGUCCUUCAGGUGCUGCGUGUUGGGACUAAUAACCUUACUGGCACCAUCCCAGCUUCUGUUGUCAAUAUAACAACACUAACCACCAUUAGCUGCCUGAAUAAUCAAAUCAAAGGAAAUAUCCCAAGUGAGUUUGCAGAUCUGCCCAGCUUGCAGUACCUGUAUGCAGGUGGCAAUCAACUGGCAGGCAGUUUUCCACAAGCCAUCUUGAAUCUUUCUACUCUCAUUGACCUUGACCUUGGUCUCAACGGUUUAAGUGGAGAUCUGCCACCAAAUCUCUGUACCGCUCUCCACAAUCUCCAGACACUUUUUUUGGGUGGCAACAUCUUUCUAGGCGGGCACAUUCCUAGUUCAUUAAGUAAUGCUUCCAAUCUAUACGAUGUUGAUUUUUCAGGUAACAACUUCACCGGGUUGGUGCCCACCACUAUUGGCAAACUUACCCAGCUCUCGUCGUUGAAUCUUGAAAAGAAUCAACUCCAAGCACAUAGCAGGGAAGAAUGGGAGUUUUUGGACAGCUUAGGCAAUUCCACGGACCUACAGAUGUUCUCCGUUAGUCGGAAUCGCCUAUCGGGGCAUGUACCAAAUUCAUUAGGUAACCUUUCGAAUCAACUCCAGGAGAUAUACUUGGCAGAAAAUCAACUAUCAGGGGAUUUUCCUUCCGGCAUAGCAAACCUUCGCAACUUGUUUAUUCUAACAUUGGGGAUGAAUCAAUUUACAGGUGUGGUUCCAGAGUGGAUUGGAUCUGUCAAGAUUUUGCAGCAAUUAGGUUUAGAAGGAAACUUCUUUACGGGGGUCAUUCCGUCAUCCUUGUCAAACUUGUCUCAAUUGGGAGAGCUCUAUCUAUCCUCGAACCAGUUCAUUGGUCACAUACCAGCAAGCUUUGGAAACUUUUCGACGCUUCAAAAUUUGGACAUUUCCAACAACAAUCUUCAUGGUAGGGUUCCAUUAGAGAUCUUUAAAAUCCCAACAAUAUUUCAGAUUGAUUUUUCUUUCAACAAUCUAGAUGGACAACUUCCUACCGACAUUGGCAAUGCCAAACAACUCGUACAUUUGGUACUUUCAUCAAACAAACUAUCCGGUGAUAUUCCCAAAACUCUGGGUGAUUGUGAAAGUUUAGAAGACAUUAAGUUAGACUCAAAUAUUUUCGGUGGCAGUAUUCCCUCUUCAUUAGACCACAUAACCAGCCUCAAAUUUUUGAACUGUUCUAGCAAUAACAUAACUGGAUCAAUACCACUAUCUCUUGGCAACCUACAACAUCUUGAGAAACUAGAUUUGUCAUUCAACCAUCUUCAAGGCGAGGUUCCAGCAAAAGGGAUAUUCAAGAAUGCAACUGCCAUUCGUAUUGAGGGGAACCAGGGACUGUGUGGUGGGCCAUCAGAGUUACACAUGCAAGCAUGCGUUGUUACGCCUUCAAAUUCAAGUAGAAACAAUGAAUCUUUAGUGCUCAAAGUAGUUAUCCCAAUAACCAGUAUGGUUUUACUUGCUAUGGUCAUAUUUGGCAUAUUGAUAUGGAGAGGAAAGCACAAGAGCAAAUCUAUAUCUGUACCACCAUUUGCUACAAAAUUUCCCAAGAUUUCUUUUAGUGAUCUAGCCAGAGCGACAGCGGGAUUCUCAACGCGCAACUUAAUUGGCUGCGGGAGAUACAGUUCUGUAUAUCGAGGAAAACUAGUUGAAGAUGAAAUUGAGGUUGCCAUAAAAGUCUUCAACUUAGAGACAAGAGGAGCACACAAGAGCUUCAUUGCAGAAUGUAAUGUGUUGAGAAAUGUGCGGCAUCGUAAUCUGGUCCCUAUCCUAACUGCGUGCUCAAGCAUUGAUUCUACUGGUAAUGAUUUCAAGGCCCUGGUGUAUGAGUUCAUGCCACGAGGAGACUUACAUAAUCUAUUAUAUUCAACUAUAGACUAUGAAGGCUCUUCAGAUUUGGACCUUCUUACAAUGAGUCAAAGGAUGAGCAUCGUGGUGGAUGUAGCGGAUGCAAUGGAGUACCUACACCAUAACAACCAAGGAACAAUGGUUCAUUGUGAUCUGAAGCCUAGCAACAUUCUAUUGGAUGACAAUAUGACAGCUCAUGUUGGAGACUUUGGCUUAGUAAGAUUCAAAGUUGGUUCCGCGAUGUCAUCUCUUGCUAACCCAAGCUCUUCUUCGGUUGGACUAAUGGGAACGAUCGGAUAUGCUGCUCCAGAAUACGCAGGGGGUGGUCAAGUUUCAACUGCCGCGGAUGUUUACAGCUUUGGUGUCGUCCUUCUCGAAAUAUUCCUUCGGAGAAGGCCAACUGAUGACAUGUUUAAGGAUGGACUGAGCAUUGUGAAGUUAACAGAGAUCAGCUUCCCUGAUAGGGUAAUGGAGAUUGUCGAUCCUCAGCUCGUACAAGAGUUGGAGCUUUGCCAAGAAACUCCAACAGCCUUGAAGGAAAAAGGUGUACGCUCUCUGCUAUCUAUGCUAAACGUUGGCCUUUCUUGCACGAAGCCUUCUCCGCAUGAACGCACCAACAUGCAAGAGGUGGUUGCGAACUUACAUGGCAUCAGAGAUGCAUAUCUCAGAGGAAAUUGAAGAAGCAGUUAUGUUGGUAUUAGCUACCUGAAUAAGUAAGCUGUCGUAUGUUUGAUAUUUUAUUGCAUUGUGUGUGUAACGACAUGGAUUUACAAAACCGAACCCUCUCUGUACUGCAGCAGCCGAGAUAUUGCGCUGAAAAACAGAGAUGACUAUCAUUUCCGUGAACCAAUAUUAUGAAUGUCGUGUGCACUCUCUUUUGAAAAAACAUGUUGUUUGGAGCCAA
This is a messenger RNA of Triticum urartu, 3593 nucleotides long. RefSeq lists its product as uncharacterized. Gene Ontology annotation, biological process: protein phosphorylation. The record is from RefSeq and is a predicted model, not a curated record. Gene Ontology annotation, molecular function: ATP binding; protein binding; protein kinase activity. Lineage: Eukaryota; Viridiplantae; Streptophyta; Magnoliopsida; Poales; Poaceae.